Messenger RNA from Solea senegalensis (Senegalese sole), 2198 nucleotides. RefSeq names its product regulator of G-protein signaling 13-like. The record is from RefSeq and is a predicted model, not a curated record. Bases 498 to 1055 code for a protein of 185 amino acids. Lineage: Eukaryota; Metazoa; Chordata; Actinopteri; Pleuronectiformes; Soleidae. The transcript is spliced from 5 exons.
UCAGAUAAGAUCCAGAGACACACACACACAGUGGGAGAAGGUCACAAUUUGCCUAUCACAGUCACUGUCAUUUGCAUCAUUUAAAAAUAAUGUGAACACAGCCUGCUUUCAGCCAGAGACUGCCUGUUUGGCUCGUCCAGUGUGGAGGAGGGAAGACUUCACAGCAGCAGAUGGAAAGGAGAGGAAAGGAAACAGAGAGACAUAAGAGGGAGUAAGGCAACAAGAGGAGGCAGGCAUAGAUUCACUUCAGUGUGAGUAUGUGUUGUUUCUGACAGUGAGGCAGGAGGAGAAGAAGGAGGAACAGGGAGAGGAGGGGGAGGAAGGGGGUGCUUCCUCUUGAGUCUGGGCUGAGCUGCUGAUGUAUCCCAGCAGCCCCAGUCCAUAGCAACAGGAAACCUUGGUAUAUAAAGCCCCAUCGCAGGGGGAACCCUCCUAAGUAUCUCGCAGCCGCAGCAUGACCAGCACCGAGAACCUGAGAGUGUGGACUUAAUCAAACAAUGAACAGCCUAAUCACCGAAUCACUCAACACCCAGCACUUCAUCAUGGACAAAGAUGACAGGAGGAGAAACAAGAACAUAGGAAAGGACUUCAUGUGUCGACUCCAGUGCAUGUUCUCACACUCAUCAAGCUCAGAGAGGCUAAGUUUAGAAGAUGUCCAACAAUGGUCACAGUCACUGGAAAGGCUUCUCGAGUCUAAAUACGGAUUGGCUACCUUCAGCUGCUUUCUCAAAUCCGAGUACAGUGACGAGAAUAUUGAGUUCUGGCUCACCUGUGAGGACUACAAGAAGAUCAGGCCUUCAUUCAGAAUGUCCUCGCGAGCCAAGAAGAUUUACGAGCAGUUCAUCAAAACAGAAUCUCCUAAAGAGAUCAACAUCGACUAUCACACCCGAGAGCAGAUCAAAAGGAAUGUCAAGACUCCCACCAUGCACUGCUUUGACGACGCUCAGAAGAUAGUGUUCGGGCUAAUGGAGAGAGACUCAUACCCGCGGUUCCUCCGCUCUGACGUUUACAGAACUCUCCUGGAGAACUUUGCCACCGACGCGACAAAGGGAUGAAAGCAAAGUCGGCGGGUUAAGAGGGAGAGAAAGGACGUUGAGAAAAGAAAUCCAUAACUGGAAUGUCUGAGCUCCUUCCAGGGGAAGUACUGACAACAAAGAAGGCAGGAGAGUCACACAGUGGCCUCACACCUCGCCUUGCCAACGUCGCGUCCGGAAGCAAAAGCCUCAGUCACGUCACGGGAGGGUCACGGCAAUGAGGGAGAGCAGCGAAACAUGACUUAUGACCCUGCAGCGUGCACGUGCAUUGGAUGAUAAGGCACAGAAUCCGCGGGGUCACCGAUGCCUGGAGCUGCGUGAGCGAACCAUGCAACGGACCUCCUUUGGCCUUCUUUGCAGAGGUGUUUCCUGUGCAGAUUACGAUAGAGGAUGUAUAAGAUGCAUCUGUUGAUUAACGGUUGUGUUUGAGAGGGAGUGUGCGCAGUAUUUACUGGUGGCAUUUAACUGCCACUGACAUACGGUAAGCUGUCAGGAAGAAAAGAAAAGAGCUGUUCAAGACAGAUCAGAGGAAAUCAACAGGACUUAGUAAAAGAGAAAGGAAGCAGAAGACGGCUACUUGGUUGUGCAAGAGGCAUUCUGGGAUUCUUUUAAAGAGAGAAUUCCUACUUUUCCUCUGUCGUUUUUCUGGAUUGGACUGAUUUGAGAGUCAAAAAUUCUAUUUUCUAGAUUUAGUCUGCCUGUGGGUGAUAUUUUGUGCAAAUAUUUAUUAUCUUUAAGGUGAACAUGCAACAAGCAAAGUAAAAGGGAUUUUUCUCAUGGAAAAUACUAGGGAUGAGUACUUUUUUUUUUUUCUUAAAUGAUAACAGACAUAAUAGUGCACAUAUUUGUGUGAAACAGUUGUGAUUUUGUCUAAUAAACUGAGUGGAAAUGGAAUAGAAUUAGUAUGUUUUCACAUUGCAUGCGCACACACAUAGCAGGGCAUGCUCACUGCAUGCUCUAAAAAUAGGCCCGAGUGUUUGCUUUCCGAAACACGUUGUUUGAAUGUAUCCUUAGGGUCGUGAAGAGUGGAUUAACUUAAAAGCUAAACAUUGUUUUAUUUAUUGUAUAAUUUGAGUAGAACCUGUGUUGCAGUGUCACUGUGCUUGUUUGAAUGUUAGUGAUUUAUUUCAAUUGCAUUAAAUUAUUUAAACUGCUUAUAUGGAA